Messenger RNA from Pyricularia oryzae 70-15, 999 nucleotides. RefSeq lists its product as uncharacterized. Gene Ontology annotation, molecular function: serine-type endopeptidase activity. The transcript has a single exon. The record is from RefSeq and is a predicted model, not a curated record. The coding region runs from base 1 to 999 and encodes 332 amino acids. Gene Ontology annotation, biological process: proteolysis. Lineage: Eukaryota; Fungi; Ascomycota; Sordariomycetes; Magnaporthales; Pyriculariaceae.
AUGGCGGAUAGUCAUCAGUGCUCCUCGCGCGAUGACAGCUAUAUCGAAAUGGAAAAGCAAAUGACCUCGAAGGCAUGCAAAUGGAACCAUACCGGUAUGGGCCAUGGAAUUAUCAUGUCAAACAUGAUUGCUCGGAUCAACCCUAUGGUGUCGCUCGCAGUUCUGAAGCUGUGGGACGGAUUCGCUCCUGAUUGGACACGCAUCAUCUACUCCGAGGCAGCGGCCCAAGCGAUUCGUUGCGAUGUCUGCCGCAAAGUGUAUGUCAUCCCCAUGUCGUGGACAAUGCGACCAAAGACCAGCAUCAAGGCUAGCAAAGAUCAAAGCACGCCUACAGAUGCAUCCAUGAACAGAGGUGAAGCUGGAGCAUCACAACAAGCCACCAUCGACAGGCAGACGAUGGCAAUCAGGGAAUUGGAGCAAAGAAUCGAGGAAGUCGACGAAUCUGGCAUCAUCAUGUUUUGCUCAGCGAGCGACGACAUCGCCGUGGGAGAAACGCUCCUUUUCUGCCGCAAGCCUAACAGCAUCAUCCGCAUCGGCGGUGCCAUGCAAUACGGUCAGCGCGACCCCAUCUCGGAGGAUCCGGACAGCAUCAGCUACUACUUUCCGGGGAACCAGGUCGCCGAGGCGUGGAACCCGCUUCGCGACGCGUCCAAAGUGCGCUACCAGGGCGGUUCGUCGGUGGGCAAGGCGUUGGCGGCGGGCUUGGCGAGCGUCGUUAUCCAUUGCGCCAUUAUGCUGCGCAACGGACGCCCGGUCGCCAGCCCCCAGUACCCCGACGCUCAGGCUCUGGUGGAGGCGUUGAGGAAGACCGGGAACAUGCGGCUGUCGUUUGACAGCGUGUCUGAGGUCGAUGACGAGACUGAGGGGUGGAGGAAGAGCAAGUAUCUAUCCGUCUGGGCGCUGUUUGGCAAAGCGGCCGAGAUGGAGAGUCUGAGGGAUUAUGAGCGGUGGGGUGUGUUGGCUGGGUUGAUGAAGAGGAUAUCUGCCAUGAUUAAAUAG